UGUAAGUAUUUUAAUUUAAAUUAUUAUUUCUCGUAUAGCAAAUAAUUCCUUAAAUUACUCUUAUACAGUGUGUUGAUGGAGCCAGUGGGCCUGGCCAGAGCCUGCACGCUUUCAUUUAAGAGGAUUGAUAACCCGGGCGGGUAUACUUGGAGGUUGACUUCGCCAACGGUGAAGGAGUCGUACUUUCAGGAAUUAAAGAAAGAGUUUGCUUGGUCGCCUGAGGACGAGCCUGAGGUAAUGACGAUGUGGGAGCACAAAGCCAGCAAGAGGUACAAUGACAUAAUGAGCAACUACAAGAGGAAGCUUAGGGCUAGUAUCGACGCAGGGCGGGAAAUGGAGAGAUCCCUCUGGAUGUCUGUCGAAUUCUGGACGGGACUCCAGGCAUACUGGGACUAAAACCCUGUUCAAGCCGUUUCCCAGCGAGCACGUGCAAACCGGAUGUCUGAGCCCGAUGGACCUGGUACAGGGAUCAACAGGCACAUGGGAGGGUCUCAAUCCACUCGUAUA
Molecule: messenger RNA, 507 nt
Organism: Salvia miltiorrhiza (redroot sage)
Lineage: Eukaryota; Viridiplantae; Streptophyta; Magnoliopsida; Lamiales; Lamiaceae
Exons: 2
Coding region: 76-396 (106 amino acids)
Source: RefSeq, a predicted model, not a curated record